This is a messenger RNA of Phasianus colchicus (ring-necked pheasant), 2337 nucleotides long. NCBI's taxonomy places the organism in Eukaryota, Metazoa, Chordata, Aves, Galliformes, Phasianidae. The record is from RefSeq and is a predicted model, not a curated record.
GGUGUUUCUUCCCCCUUGCAGACCCCUGCAAAGCCCUCGGCUGCCGACCGAGGGAGAUGUGCAAGACAGAGGAUGGCCAAGCCAAGUGUGUCCCCUCCUUGGUGGCCUCAUGCUGGGCUUGGGGGGACCCCCACUACCGCACCUUCGACAGGCUGGAUUUCGACUUCGAAGGCACCUGCACCUACACCAUGGCUGAAUUCUGUGGGAACGACCCCAAAUUGGUGCCCUUCAAGGUGCAGGGCAAGAAUCGGAUCAGGGGUGAGGUGAAAUCCAUCUCCUACAUCAGCUUGGCCAACAUUGAGGUCUACGGGCAUCGCAUCUCCAUCCAUUGGAGGGAAGUGGGCAAAGUCAGGGUGGACGGCGUGCUCACCCUUCUCCCAGUCACCCUGCAGGACGACAGGGUGCUGAUCUUCCAGAGUGGGAUGACAGCAGUGCUUCAGACAGAUUUUGGCCUCCGGGUGACGUACGAUUGGAACUGGCACCUGAUAGUUGACCUCCCCAGCAGCUACUCUGAGCAAACCUGCGGCCUCUGUGGCAAUUUCAACCUGGAGCCGGGGGAUGACAUCCCCAUGCAAGCUGGUAACCUCACCUCUUCCAUCAUCUCGUGGGCCUCCAACUGGAAAGUCCCCGAUGAGGAUCCGUUCUGUUGGGAUUUUUGCAACGGGGAAUGCCCCGUGUGCGAGGAGGAGAAGCAAGAGCUGUACUCAGGCAACCAGCACUGUGGGUUGAUCAAAAAGAGCUUCCAGGGACCCUUCAAAGCUUGCCACGACGUCGUCAACCCUCGAGAUUUCUUCCGGAAUUGCCUUUAUGAUGUUUGCAUGAGCGACGGAGCGAAGAAAAUCCUCUGCAAGACGUUGGAGACGUAUGCGUCCACCUGCAGGAAGCACGGGGCUGUGGUGCACAACUGGAGGACGCCGUCGGGGUGCUGUGAGCGAUGGGGUUUUGCUGCUUCUGCUGUGGGGUUUUGCUGCUUUUGCUGUGGGGUUUUGCAAAACUGGGGUGGUUCUGGGAGCAGGGGCGAUGCGUGCAAAGCUCUCAGCGGGACGAACAGCUCCGGGUGCGUGCAAAAAAAUGCUCCGUGCUUUUGCAUGAGGGUGUGCAGCUCAGGGGUGUUGCUUGCAAAAUGCUCCGUGUGUUUUGCAUGGGGGUUGUUAUCCGUGCACGGGUCGUUGCAUGCAAAGCACUCUGUGUGUGUUUGCACGGCGCAUUUGCGUGGUGUGAAAUCGGUUUUCAGGGUGCAAAGGGCUGCGUGGGUUUGCAUGGCACAAUAUCCAUCCCUAAGGUGCUGCAAGCAAAGUGCUGUGUGCAUUUGCAAUGUCCCCGGGGCAGAUAUUGCAAUGUGAAAAUGCACUGAGCAUUUUGCACUCAGCAACCAUCCUUGGUCUGUUGCAUGCAAAAUAAAUUGCAUGGUGCAAUGCCUCGAGGACAGAUAUUGCACUGAGCAAUUUGCACCCAGCAUGCAUUCUUGGUCUGCUGCAUGCAAAAUAAUUUGCACAGUGCAAUGCCUCAAGGGCAGAUAUUGCAUCGUGCUGCAACCACACUGAGCAUUUUUGCAACCAGCAUCCAUCCUUGGUCUGUUGCAUGCAAAAUAAAUUGCACAGUGCAAUGCCUCGAGGACAGAUCUUGCACCGUGCUGCAACCACACUGAGCAUUUUUGCACCCAGCAUCCACUCUUGGAGAGUUGCAUGCAAAAUAAUGCAGUUGCACGGUGCAAUGCCUCGAGGACAGAUAUUGCAUCGUGCUGCAACCACACUGAGCAUUUUGCACCCAGCAUCCAUCCUUGGGCUGUUGCAUGCAAAAUAAUGCAGUUGCACGGUGCAAUGCCUCGAGGACAGAUAUUGCACUGAGCAUUUUGCACCCAGCAUGCAUUCUUGGGCUGCUGCAUGCAAAAUAAAUUGCAUGGUGCAAUGCCUCGAGGACAGAUCUUGCACCGUGCUGCAACCACACUGAGCAUUUUUGCACCCAGCAUCCACUCUUGGAGAGUUGCAUGCAAAAUAAUGCAGCUGCACGGUGCAAUGCCUGGAGGACAGAUAUUGCACUGAGCAUUUUGCACCCAGCAUCCAUCUUUGGGCUGUUGCAUGCAAAAUAAAUUGCAUGGUGCAAUGCCUCAAGGGCAGAUAUUGCAUCGUGCUGCAACCACACUGAGCAUUUUUGCACCCAGCAUCCAUCCUUGGGCUGUUGCAUGCAAAAUAAUGCAGUUGCACGGUGCAAUGCCUCAAAGACAGAUAUUGCACUGAGCAUUUUGCACCCAGCAUGCAUUCUUGGUCUGCUGCAUGCAAAAUAAUUUGCACCGUGCAAUGCCUCAAGGGCAGAUAUUGCACCGUGCUGCAACCACAC